Messenger RNA from Arachis duranensis, 4788 nucleotides. RefSeq names its product FIP1[V]-like protein. The record is from RefSeq and is a predicted model, not a curated record. Gene Ontology annotation, biological process: mRNA processing. Lineage: Eukaryota; Viridiplantae; Streptophyta; Magnoliopsida; Fabales; Fabaceae.
GAACGACCACCUUAAGUCCUUAACCCAUCGAAGCCGCUUCUGCUGCAGUUGCCAAACCUCAAAACCCUCCUUAACGAAGCACAUCUCUCUUCGCAAACCACUUUCUUUCGUUCGUUCUUCUUUUCUUGUCUCUUUCCAAUGGAAGACGACGAUGAGUUCGGAGAUUUGUACACUGACGUUCUCCAACCCUUCACUUCCUCAUCCUCUGCGCCCCAACCGUCACAACCACAUCACUCUUCCCCUGCACCUGCACCCGCACCCCCUUCCAUCGAUCUCAAUCUCACCGCCCCCGAGAUCCCCUACGCCCCUUCCCACUCGAAUUCCCCUGCAACUCAUCGCUCUUCGGACCUUAUGAUUGAUGGCCGCGAUGACGUCGCUGCCGUGCCACCGGAGCCAGUCGUAGACGCUAGGGUUCCCCAUGGCGGCAAUGCUGAAAUCACCCCAAGGGUUUCUCUGGAUUUGAACCGCGGCAAGGAAUUGGCAUCCGGUGUGGACGCUGGGACAAAAGGCGAUGAUUUGAUGGAUAAGGAUGUGAAAUUCGAUAUCGAGGAUGACGACGGCGGGGAUAUUGGUUCGGAGCCGGUUAUUCCGGGUCUUUUAGCUGAUGCUACCAGUGGCAGCGGCGGUGGAGAUGGUGGUGAGGAUUUGAGGAGGGUGGAAGGAGGCCUCGAGGGUGGCGGUGCUGAUGAUGAUUGGGAUAGUGACAGUGAUGAUGAUUUGCAGAUAGUGUUGAAUGAUAACAGCCAUAUGGCAAUGGAGAGGGGUGGGAUGGUUGGCGAUGACGACGACGAAGAUGAAGAUGGCGGGUUGGUUAUUGUGGCAGACGGUGAUCCGAAUCACGGAGGGGAGGAGCAAGACUGGGGCGAGAAUGCCACAUUGCCUUCUGAUGGCGAGAGGAAAGACGCCGAGUUGGCCAAAUCCAGCACUGGAGUGGCUGCGCCACUCAAAAUUGGAUAUAGCGGUCAUGGUUAUCAUCCAUUCCAUUCACAGUAUAAGUAUGUCAGGCCUGGUGCAGCACCAAUGCCCGGAGUUACCACUUCUGCUCCUGGAGGGCCCCUUGGUCCGAUUCGUCCGCUUGCUAACAUGGCUGGUCGUGGCAGGGGGGAUUGGAGACCCCCUGGUGUAAAAGGGGCUGCUGCAAUGCAAAAGGGUUUUCUUGCAGGUUCUGGAUUACCAGGUUGGGGCAACAGUGCAGCAGGGCGGGGUUUUGGUGGUGGCCUAGAAUUCACACUUCCUUCCCACAAGACUAUAUUUGAUGUUGACAUUGAGAGCUUUGAGGAGAAACCAUGGAAAUAUCCGAAUGUUGAUGUGUCAGAUUUUUUCAACUUUGGGUUGAAUGAAGAUAGCUGGAAAGAUUAUUGCAAACAGCUGGAACAACUACGCCUAGAGUCUACAAUGCAAAGCAAGAUUCGUGUUUAUGAAUGUGGUAGAACAGAGCAGGAAUAUGAUCCCGAUUUGCCCCCAGAGUUGGCUGCAGCUACUGGUAUACAUGAUGCUCAUGUUGAACAUGCAAAUUCUGUUAAGUCAGAUGUUGGACAAACUGAUGUUGUUAAAGGUUCUGGACGUGGUCGACCGCCACUACCAACUGGUAGAGCAAUUCAGGUGGAAGGUGGCUGUGGUGAACGUCUUCCUUCAAUUGAUACCCGUCCUCCUCGGCUCCGUGAUUCAGAUGCAAUCAUUGAGAUUGUUUUACAGGGUGCAGAAGAUGAUGAUUCCUCUACUGGCAUUGGUGCACAAGAUCUACAAGAUGAUGGAGAUGGCACAGAACCCCCAAGAGAGGAUUUCGGAGAAGGCCAUGUAGUUAGACAUGAAAUUCCAAGGUUGGAGCCUGAGUACUUUGAUAAUUUUCCACAGGAUUAUAAUGGUCAAAAGAAAGAGCUUGGAGGAAGAAGGAUGCCAUUCAUGACUUCCAGUGCCACUAAAAUACCCAAUGGGGAUGAAAAUUCAUUCUGCCCACGUGAAGAGCCAAACAAUUAUUGUUCUAAGGGCCAAAAUCCCAGGCCCUAUGGUGGCAAUUUUGCCUCCUCACAUGAGGAAAGGUGGACGCAAAGAAGUGUGCGUGACCAGUCCCCCCCUAUUACCCCUGUUCAAGAAUUGGCAACUGAUGACAAUCAAAAAGAAGAGUCAGCUGAAAGCAUGGAUGGGAGACAUAGUGCACUUGUAUCAUCUCCUGUCACUAAGGAUGCACGGGAGGCCACUGUGGAGGAUAAAGAUAUUGAACUUGAGAAUGCUGGGACAGCUGAUGGCCGUGGUGGACUGGAAAAGGAGGAAACUGGUUUAAAUACAGUAGGUAAAAUGGAUAUGCACACGGAUGGGACGGCUAAGAGACAAGUAUUAACAUCUGAGGUUGAGCAACCUUUGCCUGACGAAGUUGACGAUUGGGAGGACUCAAAAGCUGCCAGAAGCAGUGAUAACAGCAAAGCAAGAUCAGCAAGCAGCAGGGAUAACCGAAAGCGGCGUGAAGGCUUUGAGGAAGAAGUAGUUCAAGAUUCACGAUCAUCACGUCUGGAUGGCAUCCGACAGCAGCCUGAUGAACAUGAGCAGGGACACUACAAGAGAGAGCAGGAUGGAAAGCAUGAACCUGAAAGAAAUCGCAUGCAUAAAGGUAGAGAGGGAUCACACCUUUACAAGGAACGUCAUCCUAGUUCUUCUCAUCUAUUGCAGACAAAUACUGAUGAAUUUGACAGGAAAAAAGAUAGGGACAAUUUUGACAUGGAUUGGACACAAAGAGAUGAUGAUCUCUAUAGCAGAAGGGUUAGAAAUGAAGAUCCUAGGAAGAGGGAUAGGGCUAAGGUUCGAGAAAAUGAGAGAAGGGACAAAGAUGAUAGUGCUCAUUUUAGAAAACAGUUAGAUAAUGGUGCUUGCAGGGUUCCUUAUGAUAAGGAUGUUGGGUCAAGGACUCAAGAAAGAGAAGUGGUGUUAGAUCCUAGAAAGAGAGAUGAUCUACACAGAACUAGAGAUAACCUUGAAGAUCAAUAUGCUACCAGGCCGAAAGAUGAGACUUCGCUACUUAGGGAGAGGGAUGAUAGGCAGAGAGAUAGGGAGGAGUGGCAUCGGAUGAAACAGCCACAUGAAGAACACCUACCCAAGCGUGAAAGAGAAGAAGGACGAACUUCUAUAAGAAGUGGACGAGGAUCUGAAGCUAAAGUGUGGGCUGGCCAGGUUAGAGCUAAGGAUGAACAUAGAGUUUCUGAAAAAGAACCCCAUUCUAGAGAAGGAUUGCGGCAUGGUGACCAACUGAAGAAGAGGGAUCGAGUUCAGGAUGAAAGUGCCCGUCAUAAGGGGCGUGAUGAUGCUUACACUCGUGGUCAAUAUAGUAGUGAGGAAAGGCGAUCUAGGCAGGAAAGAUCUAAUGGUCGCAGUGAUAACCAGAGAGUUCAUGAUAGAAAGCAUAAAGAGGGAUCACGCAAAAGCAAAGAACCUGAAAUUAGCGAUCCUAAUAGUUUAGGCUUGCCCAAGAGAAAUCAGGAAAAUCAAAGUGGUCCAGCCAGCGAGAAGGGCUUGAAAGGCUCUGGUGAUGAAGAACAUGCUGAGCAUGAAGUUCCAGCGCAUCGCCUGCCCAGAAAGCACCGGGAAGACAUUUCCUCAGAUGAUGAACAUCAAGAUUCUCAUAGAGGACGUUCUAAAUUGGAGCGGUGGACAAGCCAUAAGGAAAGAGAUUUCAGCAUUAGCAGCAAAUCCUCUUUGCAGUUCAAAGAGAUUGAUAAGAAUAAUAAAGAUGGGUCCUCUGAAGCUAGAAAACCUGUGGAUGAAUCUUCUAAAGCAAUGGAUAUUGACAACCAUCUCUUGUCCACUGAAGGGAGGGAAUCUGUAGACUUGGAGUGUAAGGAUGCUGAUGCAAAACAAUUGGGGGACAGACAGGAUCGACACCUUGACACAGUUGAGAGGUUGAAGAAGCGAAGUGAGAGGUUCAAGCUUCCAAUGCCAAGCGAAAAAGAGGCCCUGGCUAUCAAGAAGCUAGAGAGUGAACCACUGCCUACUGCCAACAGUGAAAACCCAGUUGAGUCCGAGGUCAAACAAGAGCGACCUGCCCGAAAAAGGAGGUGGAUGAGCAGCUAGAAUGUACUGAACUUUUGGCCAUCAUAAUUAUCCGGCAGAAUUGAAUCUAGUUUGACCAUGGGAAGAUAUCUAUCCGUUCAGCCUGAUCUUUUUGAAAAAUUAGAGACCCUGGCAAGCCAACCAUGCUUAGUGUUUGAUGUUGAAAAUGGAACGAACCUGUAGGGUUUGAUAUGAUUUGUACUUCAGUAUCUGAUUUGUACCCAUACUACCUAUACAUUAAUUGUACACUGUAUAUACAGAUAAAAUGUAAAACAUGAACUGCCAAACUAUAGAGGUGGCACAUAUUUUUGGUGUCGAAAUGUGGCUAACCUGUAUGGUGUGGGUUAUGUGACAAACCUGACCAUGGUUUGGACGCAAAAGGACACGCAUGGUUGGAGAGGCUGAACUGAGCCUGAGCCUGAGCCUGAGCCUGAUACUGGCAGGCACAGGUCCAUGGACGAUGAUUAAUUGAUUACCAAAAAUGAGGAAUUUUCUUGAUGAAGGCCGGUCCAAAUAAGUGCAUCUCGAUCACCAACCGUGUUGUUUCCCUCAUUGAAGUUACACGUUAGGAUGAUUUAUCUAUGUUGUAAAAUGUAACCAACAUUUUCAUUAAACUUGCUUCUUAUAUCUUUUUAACUCGGGAGCCGUGAAACUAAAGCGCAGAGCCCUUUUUUGUAUCAUUAGGCGGAAACUCUAAUGUGAUGAAAAAGAUAACAGAUAAAUGUAUUGUCAUUUGCGAUUUUCUUUUUA